CAGCAGCUCCAGCGGCUUCCCACAAGCUACGGUUCCCCAAGUUCAACGGUACAUCUGAUCCUAUCGCACGGCUGCAUCGUUGUGACCGAUUCUUCUGCGCCGAGCGCAUGGCCGAGGACGAAAAGGUUUGGCUUGCAUCCUUUUACAUGGACGAUGCAGCGCAGCAAUGGUACUAUCGCUUGGAGCGCAACCAGGGCGUCCCAACAUGGACGCGCUUCGUCGAGCUCGUCAACCCGGAGCAAUCCGCUCGGCGAACUCAUCAAGCUGCAGCGCACAGGGACCAUCGCCGACUAUCAGGACCAGUUCCUGAAGCUACUGGCCCGCUGCGACGACGUCACCGAGCCGCAGCAGAUCGCGAUGUUCACCGCAGGGCUUGGUGAUCCCCUGCGUGUGGAUGUCGAGCUGCAGUGCCCGACUACGUUGGAGGACGCAAUGGGGCUCGCUCGGGCGUUCGAGUGCCGCAACGCGUUCCCUGGCACAACGCCAGGAGGGGCGCGCUUCACGCGCCCGCCGCCGCCGCCACGAGCCAGUGCGACCCCCAAAGCUGCCUUGCCAGCCCCGACGUCGCCGCUGAGCCAAUCACCGGCCCCGCCUACACUUCGGCCGAAGCCGACCCUUGGCGCCCGCUUCACGCGCCUGACACCAGAGGAGAUGGCGAAGCGCCGCGAGGAAGGACACUGCUUCAAUUGCCCCGCCAAGUUCUCUCGCGAGCAUCUCAAGGAGUGCACCAUGCGAGCAUCUACCCGCUCGAAGUCGUAGGCGAGACCACCCUCGACGACGAGGACAUCGCCAGCGACGACGGCAUCCAAAUUUCCCUCAACGCCCUCACUGGGAUCUCCUCAUCCAUGACGAUGCACCUCGAUGUCAACAUCGCCGGGGCGCGUCUGUGCGCCCUGGUGGACUUUGGUUCGAUGCACUGCUUCAUCGCCACGACUACAGCACGCCGCCUCGAGCUGUCACCUCUACCGCGCUCGGGCAUGUCCGUGGGCGUGGCCAAUGGCGAGCGGGUGGCCUGCGCAGGGAUCUUCACCAACACCCCGGUGCGCAUCGGCAACGAGCUUUCCAACAUGGACGUCUACAUCAUUCCUUUGGAGGGGCACGAGGUUGUCCUCGGUUGCCAGUGGCUGCGCACCCUCGGCCCCAUCAUCUGGGAUUUCGAGUACCUCUUCAUGUCGUUCUGGCGCUGAGACCAUCGGGUUCGCUGGUUAGGCGUGGGGACCUUAGCCGACGCUUGGGUCCGCUCCAUUGCCGGCGGCGACCUACUGCAGCGCCUGAUCCUCGAGUAUGCCGACAUUUUCAAGGCACCAUAGGGUCCGCCACCUUCGCGGCCGACGGACCAUAGGAUCCACCUCCUCCCCGUCACACCGCCUAAUUCCCAUCGUUGAUGAACUCCUAGACGAGCUCAAAGGGGCGCGUUUCUUCACCAAGCUCAAUCUGUGCAGCGGGUAUCAUCAAGUCCUCAGGCACCCCGACGACAUCGCCAAGACCGCGUUUCGAACGCACCAUGGGCACUUCGAGUUCAUGGUCAUGCUGUUCGGCGUGACCAACGCGCCAUCGACGUUCCAGGCGCUCAUGAACACUGUGUUGCAGGACUUCCUGCGCCGCUCCGUCCUCGUCUUUUUCGACGACAUCCUAAUCUACAGCCCGACAUGGUCCCACCAUCUGCAGUACGUCCGCACUGUCUUCCAGGUGCUUCGGGAGUACGGCCUCUUCCUCAAGCAGAGCAAGUGCUCCUUUGGCGACUAGAUGAUCUCCUACCUCGCCACAUCGUCUCGGGCAACGACGUCGCGAUGGACCUAGCAAAGGUCGAGGCAAUGCGCUCCUGGCCGACCCCCACACGGUGCGGGCACUGCGGGGAUUCCUUGGCCUGGAGUGGUAGCUCGGCCACUGACGCAGCUCCUCAAGCGCGAGGCCUUUCUCUGGACACCGGAUGCCGAUGUCGCAUUCACCGCCCUCAAGGAUGCUCUGACAUCCGGGCCGACACUGCAGGUCCCGGACUUCGACAAAUCCGUUCGUCGUCAACUGCGACGCUUCUGGGAGCGGCUUCGGCAUAGUACUACACCAGGGAGGUGGCCCGAUCGUGUUCUACAGUCGGCCGUCGCACUGCAGCAUGCCAAAUUGGCGGCCUACGAGUGCGAGCUCAUUGGCCUACGAGUGCGCCAUUGGCGACCCUAUCUCUAGGGCCGGUAGUUCAUCGUCCGCACCGACCAUUACUCCCUGAAAUUCCUACUGGAUCAACGUUUGUCAACCAUUCCGCAGCACACUUGGGUAAGCAAGCUUUUCGGUUAUGAUUUCAGUGUGGAGUUCAAUCCAGGCAAGAACAACACAGUCGCCGACGCGCUCUCCCGUCGCGAUGAGGACAUCAUGGGGGAAAGGGGGGUGUGCACACAGUUUCGUCGCUGGCGUUCGAAAUCUUCAAUGAUUUUUGGCGCGAGGCAGACGGCCUGGCGGAGAUCACCACCGCCAAGGAGCUGAUCCGCAAGGCCGAAGCACCUCCGGCAUGGACGAUUGUCGAUGGCUUCAUCCUCCACAAUGAUCGCGUCUUCGUGCCCUUGUCUUCCGCUCUAUGGCCCCAGCUCCUCGCCACGGCACAUGGCGCAGGCCAUGAGGGCGUCCAAAAGACUCUGCAGCGGCUCCGGGCGUCGUUCUAGAACCCCCACGCGUUGCGCCUCGUCCGCGACUUCAUCAAGGGUUGCACCAUCUGCCAACACAACAAAACGGAGCAUCUACAUCCGGCGGGGUUGUUGCAGGUGCUGGACAUGCCCAGCUCAGUUUGGGCGGACAUCUCCAUGGAUUUUGUCAAAGGCUUUCCUCGCGCAGGGGGGAAAUCGGCCGUCCUCACCGUCAUCGACCGUUUCUCCAAAUAUGCCCACUUGAUCGCCCUUCGACAUCCAUACACGAUGGUCACCAUGGCACGGGCCUUCUUCGACGACAUCGUCCGUCUCCACGGCAUCCCCUGUGCAUCGUCAGCGACAGGGAUCCGGUGUUCACCAGCGCGUUCUGGGGUGAGCUGUUCAAGCUUGCUGGGGUGCAACUUCGCUUGAGCACGGCCUUUCAUCUCCAGACGGACGGCCAAUCGGAGGUAACCAAUCGAAUUCUUGGCGUCUAUCUGCGGUUGCCUAUUGGUGACCAUCCCAGGAGCUGGCUGAGGUGGCUGCCGUGGGCGGAGUAUUGCUACAACACCUCCUUCCAGACUGCGCUCAAGUCGACGCCAUUCAAGGUGGUCUACGGCCGUGACCCACCCGCGAUCGUGCCGUAUCAGCCGGGCAUUGCCAAGGUGCUGGCGGUGGAUAGGCAGCUUCAGGACCGCGACGAGUUCCUCGUCGACAUCUAUGAUCGACUCCUACACGCCCAGGAGGUGAUGCGGGAGGAGUACAACCGCAAGCACUGCGAUGUUGAGUUCGCGGUGGGCAACUGGGUAUGGCUUCGUCUUCAUCAGCUCCUGGCCGCGGCCAUUACUGACAAGUCAGCAGGCAAGCUAGCUCCGAAAUUCUACGGUCCGUUCCGGGUGGAGGAGCGUAUCGGGCCGCUCGCCUAUCGCUUGGCUCUGCCGCCUCGGACGCGAAUUCACCCUGUGUUCCAUGUGGUGUUCUUAAAAAAGUUCGUCGGUGAGCCACCGGUUGACAUGGUGCAGCUGCCUCCCAUUAGGCAUGGCCGUGCUUUGCCGGUUCCUUGUUCAGUGGCUGGGUCGUUCUGCAGCAGAUGCUACAUGGGAAAUGCUCAACGCUUUCAAGCAGGAGUAUCCAGAUUUUCAGCUCAAGGACGAGCUGUUUCUCGGCGAGGGGGGAAGUGUUGUGGACGCCUUUGUUGGUCGCACCUAUAGGCGUCGAGCCAGGCAGAAUUAGGCUGUGGCCGGUUGGUUGUUAGUUGAGUUAGAAGAUCAGCCAAGGGUUUAGCAAUUAGUUGGAAUAGAUCUUAUCAGGUCAGGAUUGUUAGGAGUUUGUUAGUAGCCAGCUUUAUAUAAGCCGUGAGAGUCUUGGAGUCUGUAACAAGGAAUUUAUCUCUAAAGUUCAGAGCCCCUUCGGGGGGAGAACAGGGAGAUAUCCUUGCAAAUUUCGAUCAAUAAAGCUGAUCUCGUUAAGCCCA
Messenger RNA from Panicum hallii, 4086 nucleotides. RefSeq lists its product as uncharacterized. Lineage: Eukaryota; Viridiplantae; Streptophyta; Magnoliopsida; Poales; Poaceae. The transcript has a single exon. Bases 154 to 759 code for a protein of 201 amino acids. The record is from RefSeq and is a predicted model, not a curated record.